GUCAGAAAAGCCUUCUUAGUGCAAUUAUUAUUAUUAUUAUUUACUUAUUAGAAGCAACUUCAGCUAUGAAUCUCAUUUUGUAAAUUUGCACUUUACACACUUUAAUGGAAGAAAGGAGAAAAAACUCCUGAUCUGUUACUAUAAUGCAAAUCAGAACAAUAUGAUGGGUUGUUUUUGAAGGGACGAGUGAAGAAAAGUCCUUUAAUUAAGAAAACGUUUCAAAUGUGGCUAAAAAUCAAAGUUCUAUCAUUCUGUUCAUAAAAAGAAGCCAAGUUAGGAAAGAGUUCAUGUCAGAGGGAAUCGGUGACUCGUGCUUCUAAACAAAAUGGUCUUGUGCUCACAUAAUAAGCUAGAAAGUAUGAAAUGCUCACUUAUUAACAUCUCUCCAUCUCUUUAGUUUACAGCCAUGCUGAGAAGAAGCAGACGCUUACAGGAAAAUGGAUAUUAUGGCAGUGACGGCGAGCCAGUCAUCUGCUAUAAUGAGAGGACAAACAGGGUUUUCAAAAAACUCAAAGGUGGUUUUCAUGCCAGAUUUGAUACGUUUCCAGAUACGUAUCUCGAUGUCCCACUAGACGUACCUAGUGGGACACGGAGCUCUGAAACGAGUCCUGCAAACAGGCCAUGGAAGAUGUUGGCGUUCAUCCUGUUCUUGUGUCUUGGACUCUUUGUGACUCUGGCCUUCCGCACUGAGUUCUCCACCAACACUGUGACAAACGUCUCCAGUGGGAACUCUGAAGAUGUGUGGAAGCACCUCAAGGAGCUCCAAGUCAAGGAACUCCAAGAGGAAGUGAAGAAACUCCAAGAGGAACUGGAGGAACGCCAAGAGAAAUGCCAAGAGGAAGUGAAGAAACGCCAUGAGGAAGUGAAGAAACGCCAUGAGGAAGUGAAGAAACGCCAACAGGAAGUGAAGAAACGCCAUGAGGAAGUGAAGGAACUCCGAGAGGAAGUGAAAAAAUGCCGAGAGGAACGGGAGGAAUGCCAAGAGGAACUGGAGGAGAAAAUGGAGUUCCUUCAUCCAGUAUCAGACAUGAUGCCCAAUUUUGCCCUGGAGUCACUGGGAGCCAAAAUUAUAACUGAUAUGACUUCAGAGUCCUAUCCCCCAGAGGACAAAGGAUUUAGCUUGUUUGGGUUUCAAGUGUUAAGUCCCAAAUUCCCUCCACCUGUGAGCCCAAGGAUCCUUCUUCAGGGAUUGACACCUACGACGCCGGGGCGGUGCUGGGCCUUUAAAGGUACAAAGGGAAGGGUGUGUCUUGAGCUGCCCUACAGCAUGAUGGUCAGUCAUGUCACGAUAGGACACAUCCCGCAGAACAAAUCCCCGGAUGGGACGGCAUCAAGCGCUCCGAGGCUAUUUCAAGUCUUGGGGCAAAGAACUAUGUAUGAUCGAAAGAUCUACCUGGGUACCUUCAGGUACGAUAUCAGGGGACCGCCACUUCAGACGUUUGAGAUAAAGGGUCAUGACAAAAUGGUGGUGAAGUUCCUGACACUGUGGAUCCACAAGAACUGGGGCAACAGUUACUAUACAUCCGUUUACAGCUUUAGAGUUCAUGGAAAGGUGACCGACUCUAAGGCUCUGCAGAUGCUGCAUUAUUUAUAAAAAGAAAGAAAGAAAUGAUGUGAAGAUGAAUCAGAUUGAAAAAAUGCCUUCAUAGCAUUUUUUCAGAGGUGGAUAUUAGCUGGGUGGAGUCUGGUUAACCAACAGUCUCACAUCCAGCGAACAUCCAUCCUGCCACAUAACACUAGUUCAGUGUUUGCAGUCUGAUUCACCUCACCCCCAACCGGUCCAGGCAGAUAACCGCCCCUCCCCGAGCCUGGUUCUGCCGGAGGUUUCUUCCCGUUUCAAGGGAGUUGUUCCUCCCCACUGUCGCCAAACGCUUGCUCGCAGGGGAUCGUCAGAUUGUUGGGGUUUUUCUUUCCUUACU
Messenger RNA from Archocentrus centrarchus (flier cichlid), 1919 nucleotides. Its product is annotated as SUN domain-containing protein 3-like. NCBI's taxonomy places the organism in Eukaryota, Metazoa, Chordata, Actinopteri, Cichliformes, Cichlidae. Bases 407 to 1594 code for a protein of 395 amino acids. Gene Ontology annotation, cellular component: nuclear envelope; meiotic nuclear membrane microtubule tethering complex. The transcript has 7 exons. The record is from RefSeq and is a predicted model, not a curated record. Gene Ontology annotation, molecular function: protein-membrane adaptor activity.